AUGGACAAUCAAAAUACAUCUAGGGAUACUUCGUCUACCGAAGAAAUAGUUUAUAAACCUAUGCAAUGGCGAAAUUUGGCUUAUACUCCGGCUACUUCAGCUCCUUCUUUGACAGCAAAUACUGGAACAACUCGACGCUGCCCCCAAAGACAGGCUGAACUGCAUCGAGGUUCGCAUCUCACUACCUUCAAGCAAGGUCGUCUCAUUGAAGAAUCAUUCUGCGAAAAAUAUAGACCUCUUAAAGUUAUUGGUAAAGGCGGUUUUGGACUUGUAUAUUCCAUUGAGGAGAAAGCUACAGACAAGUUAUUUGCCGUCAAGAUGGAAUUGAACCAUACAGAAAAUGCAUCUCUUCAACGAGAGUGGAAUUUGCACAAGAAGUUGAAUCACCCAUCGAUACUUCGUGUUCAUGAUUUCUACGCAUGUAUAGGUGACGGUCCCGGAAUGGUGAUGGAUUUGGGGGAGAAGACUAUGUCCGAUAUGGUUCACGAGCAAGGAUACACCGAAGAGACUCGAAUGAAGAUGUACUUCAUGGACAUUUUAUUGGGGUUUGAAUACUUGAAAUCUAAAAAUAUCUUGCAUCGCGAUAUAAAGCCAGGAAAUAUGAUCCUUGGGUGCGGCUCGGGUGGUCGUGUGAUGAUAGCAGACUUCGGCUUGGCAGACCAUUUGGUAGGUGGCGAAAGAAACAGGAAAACCUCAAGAAAAGGAACAAUGACUUAUAUGGCACCGGAAUGCUUCAGGAAGAGUCUUCAUAUUACUGGUUUAGGAUUCGAGGUAGACAUUUGGGCGGCAGGGGUCUCCCUUUUUCAAUGCCUACUGGGCUAUCAUCCUUUUGAUUCCGCUGAGCCAGCGGAUGAUGAGAAACAGCGGAGGAGAAACACGAUAUUGAUGAUCAUAAACCCCAAAGCGUCUCUCGAUUUCGAGAGCGGUCCGCUGCGUCAACCUAUCAGUCAAGAAGUAGCAGAUCUUUUGGUGGGAAUGUUGGAAAUAAACUUUGAAAAAAGAUUGACAGUUGAGGACUGUCUUGAACACGAGUGGAUGUCCGGAUAA
Molecule: messenger RNA, 1047 nt
Organism: Botrytis sinoallii
Lineage: Eukaryota; Fungi; Ascomycota; Leotiomycetes; Helotiales; Sclerotiniaceae
Exons: 5
Coding region: 1-1047 (348 amino acids)
Biological process (GO): protein phosphorylation; meiotic recombination checkpoint signaling
Cellular component (GO): nucleus; cytoplasm
Molecular function (GO): ATP binding; protein serine/threonine kinase activity
Source: RefSeq, a predicted model, not a curated record